GCACGUAUGUAUCAGUCCUUUCUAUGUUGUAGUUAUACUAUUUGCUUGCUUGUAUAUCCUGCCAUAAAGUUGCACUGAAUUUUGCCACUUACUCAAUGCAUGAUGUCACUCCGAAUUAAAUUUGUACGUUGCUGUUUCGCUUUAAAUAUGGAAUCAUGCCAAUUUCUCGUCAGUCCUAAAUCUACGCUUCGUGGAAUAACAACUUAAUUUUGCUCCUUUGUGGAGAUGGGGAAUAGUCUGGAGAGGAAUUAAACAAACGAAACCUCUGGAAAAAGAUAACAUCACAACGUUUAAAAACGUCAUAGCACAGCGACCGUGUAAACUAGAUACGACACCAAUUUGAACUAAUGAAUCCCUCUCAUCAGUUUGAAAACGGUGGUGGUGAUUUCAAUUCUCGUACGUUCUCCUCGUUCGAGAACGACGAGAUUGACUUCACGUCUCCGGUCGCUGCUGGUGCUGUCGAGCUGACGCCGGAUCAAGAUAAUGGCGUUGACGACGAGUCAACCUUGACCUUUUUGGCUUGGUUAGACGAAAAUUUGAUAGCCAUGGAUACGGACGACCCGGACGUCACCAUUUCAUUUUCAGGUUUGAUAAACGAUGCAGAAUUGUUACAACUUGAUAAGCCAACGUCACAAACUGAGUCAUCAUCAUCAGAACCAGAUAACUCGCUCUAUGAGGUCUUAUCUUCUAUUACGUCAUCACCAAUCGAUAACGAGCCAGCAACCCAACAGUUGGCCGACACCUUAUCGCCACCACCUCAAAAAAGAGGGCGGGGCCGACCACCAAACCCGAAAAAACCCGCCACAAAAACUACUCGCCGAGUAAAGAAAUGGGAAUUGGAACCCACCACAAAAGACAUCCGAGAUGCGAUCACGGCGAAAAAGAAUCGCGUCGCGGAAAAGCAACGCCGUGAAAAACUUAUUUCUGAGAACGUUGCAAAAAACGAAAAAAUUUCUCAAUUGGAAAAAAUCAUUGAAGACAAAAAUUUGGAAAUUAUAGAUUACAAGGAAAAAUUGGAAAGUAUGCAGCAAAUUUUGGCAAACUGGCAAAAUCAGAUGAUAAUUGGGGACGAACAUUUGGCGUGGAUCAACUCGAGGCGACAAUUUUUGAAAUGAUGUGAUAAAUAUCGACUAAAAAAUUUAAUAUUAAUUUAAUUUUAGGAAACUUAUUAUGAAAAAUAUCUUUAGUUUCUUGUGUAAUCAUUAAUUUUUGAAGGUCGGCCGUAUACAGAUUGGAAUUCGAUCUACGGAGGAGAACGUGCGACGUUUGCCACGCCAAAUUUUGAUGCCCUUCGGAUGCGUUGUCGGACUUAAGCAGGACAGCAAAAGGGAAGGAGGGUUCGACUUCAUGGGAAAAUUUGGGCCCGCCACACCCAUUUAAAUGGGGGACUAAACGCUAAACAGGAGGCAUUCCUGAAUUCAAUUUUGCUCGGAUUUCAACCAUAUUUUUUAAGAGUUACUCUGCUCGAUGCAAUACAAAACUGUAGAUUUUUAGAGUUUUUAAACUUUUGUCUGCUAUUGAAAACUGCGAAAAAGUAGAGUUUAGCAUUGGAUAGAGGAGAGGAAAUUUCUUGAAGAAAGGAAUCCGAGCAAAGAUUAAAUUUUUGUUGAACUUAAAAUGUCACCAGUUUAGCGUUUGGCGUCCAUUUCGGCGGGUUUGGCGGGCCCAAAUGGACCCAUGAAGUUGAACCCUCCUUCCCUUUUCCUGUCCUGCUUAAGUCUUACAACGCAUCCGAAGGGCAUCAAAAUCUGGCGUGGCAAACGUCGCACGUUCUCCUCCUAAAAAUGGACUCGAUCGAAUUCCGCUUCGUAUGCUGCCGAUCGUCCAAAAUUUGUGAUUAUGCUUUAUUUUUAAAAAUACCGCCGGGAAUCGUAUUUAUUUUUAAAAAAUAAGCACAAAUUAUAAUUAGAAAUUCUCGGCGGGAAAUAUUAGAAAUUCUUCCGGAAACACCGUAAUACCGACAGUUUGUGAUUUCCGAAAUUAUAUCACACUUCCAUGUCGAUUAAAAUAAUUGGACGGAUCCAGAAUUAAGACACGUUUUAAAAAUUGAUUUCGAAUUUUUCGAAAUUUUUUGAACUUAGAAUUAUAAAAAAGGUACUUAGGAGGGAUUUUUUAAAAGUUUUGAUUUUGAAGAUUUCAGUAACUUUCAAAUUCUAUAAUUUCUUUAAUUUUACUUUUUUGAAAUUCUAAGUUCGAAAAAUUUCGAAAAAUUCGAAAUCAAUUUUAAAAACGUGUCUCAAUCCUUGAUCCGUCCAAUUAUUUUUGUCGACAUGGAAGUGUGAUAUAAUUUCGGAAAACGCAAACUGUCAAUUAUUGUACUUGGAGGAAUUUAAGUUUGCCGUUUUUGCUCCCCAAUCCACCCCCAUCAUUGGUGCUGGAUUGCGCGGCAAAAACGUCAAAUUUAAAUUCGUCCAAGUACAAUAGCUUAAAAUAUUACGAACAUGUUUCCGACAA
This is a messenger RNA of Folsomia candida, 2454 nucleotides long. RefSeq lists its product as uncharacterized. The transcript has 3 exons. Lineage: Eukaryota; Metazoa; Arthropoda; Collembola; Entomobryomorpha; Isotomidae. The record is from RefSeq and is a predicted model, not a curated record. Bases 348 to 1115 code for a protein of 255 amino acids.